Molecule: messenger RNA, 522 nt
Organism: Sinocyclocheilus anshuiensis
Lineage: Eukaryota; Metazoa; Chordata; Actinopteri; Cypriniformes; Cyprinidae
Product: troponin C, slow skeletal and cardiac muscles-like
Exons: 5
Coding region: 27-464 (145 amino acids)
Cellular component (GO): myosin II complex
Molecular function (GO): calcium ion binding
Source: RefSeq, a predicted model, not a curated record
CUUGACCUUCUGUUGGAAGUCCAUAAAUGUGCGAGUUCCGCGCAGCAUUUGAUAUUUUCGUUCAGGAUGCUGAGGAUGGAUGCAUCAGCACUAAGGAGCUCGGGAAGGUGUUGAGGAUGCUGGGCCAGAACCCCACGCCGGAGGAGCUCCAGGAGAUGAUUGAUGAGGUGGAUGAGGACGGCAGUGGUACAGUGGAUUUUGAGGAGUUUUUGGUCAUGAUGGUGAGGUGCAUGAAAGAUGAUAGCAAAGGAAAGUCAGAGGAAGAACUGGCAGAACUCUUCCGUAUGUUUGAUAAGAAUGCAGAUGGUUACAUUGAUCUUGAUGAACUGAAGCUGAUGCUGGAAGCUACAGGUGAAACCAUCACUGAAGAUGACAUUGAGGAGCUAAUGAGGGAUGGAGACAAAAACAGUGAUGGGAAAAUUGAUUAUGAUGAGUUCUUGGAGUUCAUGAAAGGGGUGGAAUAAAUAAUGAAGAAAUGUCUUCCUGGUGUUUCUCCCUGGAUUGUCUGAACACAAAAGCAGA